CAGAUGCAGGCAGAGGCGCUGCAGCCGGUGGGUGGUGUGUACUCCUACGGGAUGCAGCUCAACUGGGACAUCAACGAUCCGCAGAUGCCUCCGGAGCCGGCCCUCUUCGACUGCUUCCAAGAGUGGCCCGAUGGCUACGUGCGCUUCAUCUACGGCAGCGAGGAGAAGAAGGCGCAGCGCCACCUGAGCGGCUGGGCCAUGCGCAACACUAACAACCACAACGGCCACAUCCUCAAGAAGUCAUGCCUGGGCGUGGUGGUGUGUGCGCGGGCCUGCACCCUGCCCGACGGCUCCCGCCUGCAGCUGCGGCCCGCCAUCUGCGACAAGGCGCGGCUGAAACAGCAGAAGAAAGCAUGCCCCAACUGUCAUGCUGCUUUGGAGUUGAUUCCUUGCCGAGGACACAGCGGAUAUCCUGUAACCAACUUUUGGCGGCUUGAUGGCAACUCGAUAUUUUUUCAGGCCAAGGGAGUCCACGAUCACCCAAGACCAGAAAGCAAGUCAGAGACAGAAGCUAGAAGAAGUGCCAUCAAGAGACAAAUGGCCUCUUUCUACCAACCCCUGAAAAAGAGAAUUCGAGAACCCGAGGCAGAAGAACAUCAAGACAGCAGUGGAUAUUUCAACAACAUACUUUCCCUGGAAAACCCAGAGCAAUUUGAUAUAGUUACUGACACUGGCUUCCCUGUUCCAGGGCAGCCUUGCCCUUCCUUCCCAGACUCUGAUGCUUUCAAAGCUACCUGUGACCUGGCCACUUUUCAAGGAGACAAAAUGCUGCCCUUUCAGAAAUAUACAAAUCCCAAAAUCUAUUUGCCUAGGCCACCUUGUAGCUAUGAAUUGGCAGGCCCUGGUUAUACAAGUUCAAGCCCAUAUCCCACCCUUUGUAAAGAUUCUACCAGUAUCCCUAAUGAUACAGACUGGGUUCAUCUGAAUGCCCUACAAUAUAAUGUCAAUUCAUACAGCAGCUAUGAGAGAAGCUUUGAUUUCGCCAGUAAACAACAUGGUUGGAAACCAGCUCUUGGAAAACCUGGCCUUGGGGAGAGGGCUGACCAUGGACAGUUGCAGGCUGUGGCCACUCGCCCCUGUUAUAAGCCAAAGUUCGCUUGCAGGUACCUCACCACGCCCCCACCAGGUACCCCCGCCCUACAGACAGUGAUCACCACUACCACCAAAGUGUCCUACCAGGCCUACCAGCCCCCUGCCCUGAAAUACAGUGACAAUGUGCAGGAGGUGAAGAGCCUUUCAAGCUGUUGCUAUGCUCCUGAAGAUGCCCAGAUGUCCUUCUACCCAGAAGCCUUGAGCCCUCCAGCCACAGUCACCAGGGCAGCCUCUCCAGUUGGGCCAGUUCCUUUGAAAAUCCCAGGAGAUGGCUGGGCCAUCAGACCCACUUUGGCUUUCCUUCAAGAGUCAGCUUCCUCCAGGACAGAUGGAGCAGAGACUUGGGAUGUGUGUCUGUCUGGGCUGGGCUCUGCAAUCAGACACUCAGAUAGAGUAGGUCCAUUCUUUAGCUAUGACAAUGAGGAUUUUUGAAAGUCAAACCAGGAACAACAUGAGUGUGCAUGAGGUGGUGAGAUGUGAAGUGGCAACUAUCUCUUGUUGAGUUGGGAGAUUUACCUUGCAUGCCAAGAAAUAUUGAUAGUAAAAAUGUUGGUUAGCUGAGGAAAUAAUCAGUUGAAAAUGUUUAAAUAGUAUCAGGAAAUUUCUAGCAGCAUCUUGAAAGUGACUACAGUAUACAGAAGUAGGUCAGGAAACUCUGAUUCUCCCAAAUGAACAAAUAAGUGAACUGGGGAAGGUUAAAUACUGACCUAAGUUCACUUAGCUUAUUAGUUGGAGUAGAAGUCAAGGAUCCUGGUUCUUAUUCUAAGCCUUUUCCCAUUAGGACCACAUUAGGAAAUUUCACACUCGUAGAGGCUGUCAAAGUGCUUCAGGAAGAAAUUCUGACAAUCUUAUAUACUGGAUCAUAGCAUGAAAUUUUUGUUUAGCAUUUAGAACCUGUUAAAAUAGCCUCAGGAAGUAAUGUUGAUCAUUUUGUCUCCAAUGUAUAUACAACUUUUCCAAAAAAUAUCUGACUUUGGUAAAGUUCAACUGUUUUCUAAAGA
Molecule: messenger RNA, 2093 nt
Organism: Carlito syrichta (Philippine tarsier)
Lineage: Eukaryota; Metazoa; Chordata; Mammalia; Primates; Tarsiidae
Gene: GCM2
Product: glial cells missing homolog 2
Exons: 5
Coding region: 4-1524 (506 amino acids)
Biological process (GO): regulation of transcription by RNA polymerase II; gliogenesis
Cellular component (GO): nucleus
Molecular function (GO): DNA-binding transcription activator activity, RNA polymerase II-specific; RNA polymerase II cis-regulatory region sequence-specific DNA binding
Source: RefSeq, a predicted model, not a curated record